AUGACCACAGUUACUGUAUCUGCUGCACUGAAAUCUUCUAAGUCAACUAAACGGUACAAAAGUGUGAGGAGGAAAGCCAGCAUCUACAGAGUCCCACCGCACAGCAAUUCUGAUGAAGACGAUGAAGCUGACGGCAAAGAAGAAAAUAAUGAUCCAGAAACAAUUUUUCAGAAUAUUCAGAUCCAAAAGGAAACUGUGGCAAACAUUCGUUGUAGACCUUGGCCCAUGAGGGAGAAGUUAAGAGCACUCAAACAAGCCAAAGAAAUAGUCUUAAAAUACGAAGGAAGAUUAACCAGGACGAGAGGAUACCAAGCAGCGGGAGCAGAGCUCUGGAGAAAAUUUGCUCGCUUGUCGUAUAACUUUGUUGUUCUUUUCAUUCCUUGGGAAAUGAGAAUAAAAAAGAUAGAGAGUCAUUUUGGGUCUGGUGUUGCCUCAUACUUUAUAUUCUUGAGAUGGCUAUUUGGAAUUAACAUUGUUCUGACAAUACUGACUGGAGCUUUUGUUGUUCUACCAGAGAUUUUAGCAGGUGCCCCCUUUGGAAGUACCACGAGCAAGACAAUCCCUGAGAAAGACUUUCCAUCAGCCCAAGAUCUGGACACCAUCUGGUCACUGGGGGGCUAUCUCCAAUACUCAGUGUUGUUUUAUGGUUAUUACGGCAAAGAACGGAAGAUAGGAAGUGCUGGGUAUCGUCUGCCACUGGCAUAUUUCCUUGUUGGGAUGGCUGUUUUUGCCUACAGCUUUAUCACAUUGUUAAGAAAAAUGGCAAAGAACUCAAAAAUGAGUUUAGCAAGUGCGUCAGAUGAAAACUACACAUUUUGCUGGAGAGUAUUCUGUGCCUGGGAUUAUCUUAUUGGCAAUACAGAAGCUGCCGAAAGCAAAUCAGCUGCCAUAGUCAACAGCAUCAGGGAAGCAAUAUUAGAAGAACAGGAAAAACGAAAAAGCAAAAACCUUGCAGUUACAAUAAGCCUUCGACUUCUUGCAAAUAUUCUGGUUCUUCUGUCAUUGGCUGGGAGCAUAUACAUUAUUUAUUUUGUGGUGGAUAGAUCACAAAAAUUGGAACGAACAAAAGCUGAACUAACACUUUGGGAAAAAAAUGAGGUUAGCGUUGUUGUUUCACUAAUCACAAUGAUUGCUCCUUCUGCAUUUGAACUUGUGGCUGCUUUAGAGAUGUACCACCCCAGAACCACUUUACGAUUCCAGCUAGCGAGGGUUCUUGUAUUAUAUCUCGGAAAUCUUUACAGUUUAAUUAUUGCACUGCUGGACAAAGUGAACAGCAUGAGUGUAAGUAGUGUAAGUAGUAACAGUAGCAAUGACACAAUUAUAGAUUCAGCACCUCUUUUUGCCAUGACGACAGCUCCUAAUUUGAGACUGGGCCCAAACUCUACAUUUAUUAUAGAGUUGGAGCAGAACUCAACAAAGCCAGUACCAUUGUUCAACCAGACAUCAGCUUCUGUUGUUUCAGCCAGUCAAAGUCAAAAGAAUGAGUGUUGGGAAACCUAUGUUGGACAGGAAAUGCUGAAACUUUCCAUUAUUGAUAUGAUUUUUACAGUGGCAAGCAUUUUACUUAUCGACUUUUUUCGUGGCCUUAUUGUUCGGUACUUGAGUGAUUGUUGCUGUUGGGAUUUGGAAAGCAAAUUUCCAGAGUAUGGGGAAUUCAAAAUUGCUGAAAACGUUCUACAUCUGGUAUACAACCAAGGAAUGAUAUGGAUGGGAGCCUUUUUUUCACCAUGUCUACCUGCAUUUAAUGUUUUAAAAUUAAUAGGAUUGAUGUAUUUAAGGAGCUGGGCUGUACUUACGUGCAACGUUCCGCAUCAGCAAGUUUUUAGAGCCUCAAGAUCUAAUAACUUUUACCUGGCUAUGCUUUUGUUCAUGCUGUUCCUGUGCAUGCUGCCAACAGUUUUUGCAAUUGUACGUUACAAGCCAUCCAUUCAUUGUGGGCCAUUCAGUGGACAAGAGAAAAUUUAUGACAUCAUUUCUGAAACCAUUGAGACAGAUUUUCCUGCUUGGUUUAACAAAGUGAUGAGCUAUGUUAGCAGUCCUGUGGUUGUGGUACCUGCGUUACUUCUUCUCUUCAUGUUAAUAUAUUAUCUUCAAAGUAUUGCAAGAUCUCUGAAAUUCACCAAUACUCAACUAAGAGCACAGAUUCAAACUGAAAGAAUGGAAGACAAGAAAAAGGUUAUUAAAAUGGCCGUAGCACGUUUCCAGAAUAAAGAUGGACCUGAAAAAAAGCCAGAGCAAGACAGUGACAUUGUCAGCCAGGAAUCAUCUGCACGUUCAUCAACACCAAGAAAGAAUGGCAGUGUUGUAAAUUUUGAAUCUCCUGUGAGCAAAAGCAGUAGGAUAAAAACUAUAUCACAAUGUGCAACACAUCUGGAUCUUCCUCAACCAACAAAUAUAACUAAAAGUCCAUCUGUGCCAGGCAUAAAAUCACAAAGGACAGAUAAUAUUUCAAACAGGUAUGUCAUUUGUCCUUUUGUAAAUGAUGUCUGUCGUGCCAAGAACUACAAUUCACUAACACAGAAAAAGCGUGUUGAGGAUGUACUUUCUGAACCUCUAUUCAGAAAAGGAGUAAAGCAAAUUACUCCAGAGCAUCAUGGAAAAGGAGCACAAAGUGCUGUUCCUCACCGGUCACAUACAAGGUAUUUUAUAGUUAAUGAGCAUGAUUCACGUAAGAAGCUUCUACGUUCAACUUCCAGGUUACCUCGACAUUUUCGAAUGGAAGAAUCUAGAGGUAUUGUGGAAUUAUACCCAAGAAAUGUCAGAAGAUAUAUUGUUCAAACACCACGCAGGUCUUACUCACCAUAUCUAAGUGAGGAAGAAGAAGAUGAACUACAAAGAGAUCUAAUACGCAAAUCCCAGCGUCCACGUUCACUAUCUGAUCUUCGCCAUCCUCCCCGUUUUUACAUUGGGGACUGUACAGACAGUCAGAUUUUAUCUGGAAGAGAUCUAGUAAAAAUGCAAUAUAAAUCUUGGGAAGGAGGUUUCCAUCUUGGAACAGAUAAAACUCACCAUCGCAAAAAGGAACAUCAGAAAAAUGUAGAAUUCAGUGACCACCUUAUGGAACGUCAAAGAAAAGUGAAAGCGAAACACAAGCCUGAAGCAUAUUUAACAGAGUCGGAUUCUGUUUCAAAUGCAUCUAGCAGUGACCCACAAAAUAGCAGCACUGAUCAGUAUAUACAAGUUAUCCACAACAAAGACAAGUUCAUAAAAGCUAGUGGAAAGCUAGCUAAAAAGAAAUCAAAAGCCGGUGUUGAUUUAAAUGUCUCUCCAUUCAAUGAAUUAAUUUGCUCAAAUGUCUAG
Molecule: messenger RNA, 3300 nt
Organism: Bombina bombina (fire-bellied toad)
Lineage: Eukaryota; Metazoa; Chordata; Amphibia; Anura; Bombinatoridae
Gene: TMC3
Product: transmembrane channel like 3
Exons: 22
Coding region: 1-3300 (1099 amino acids)
Cellular component (GO): plasma membrane
Molecular function (GO): mechanosensitive monoatomic ion channel activity
Source: RefSeq, a predicted model, not a curated record